Molecule: messenger RNA, 975 nt
Organism: Verticillium dahliae VdLs.17
Lineage: Eukaryota; Fungi; Ascomycota; Sordariomycetes; Glomerellales; Plectosphaerellaceae
Exons: 3
Coding region: 1-975 (324 amino acids)
Source: RefSeq, a predicted model, not a curated record
AUGAGUUCGGAGCAACAACCGCCCAUCGUCGAGGCCGACCCGCGCGGUGACCUCACGCUCAACGUGGGCAACCCGAGCGAUGAUCCAUCUUCGUCACGAUGCUUCCUGGUUUGCUCCCGAACCCUCGCCAGGAUAUCACCCGUCUUCGACCGCAUGCUCUACGGCGCCUUUGCCGAGUCCAGGGGCAAGCACACGGCUGAGGCAGCUUGGACUGUAGAUCUCCCGGAAGACCCCCCCUUUGCAUUCACCAUUUUUGUCACGAUAUCCCACGGCUUUGUUCACAAAGUGCCCCAUUCUCUAUCUCUCGACGAGCAGUACGGCCUGACUGUCUUGACACACUACUACGAUGUCACGCGCAUCCUCGCCCCAUGGGCCUCCAGAUGGAUCGCCUCCCUUCACGAACCCAAUCCAGGCUCUCCUAUCCUUCUCGCAAAGCUUCUAUGGAUCAGCUGGGAGCUCGGCCGCGGCCCCCUCUUUGAGUCCACCGCACGGCGAAUCCUCACAGAAGCCCCCGGCUCUCUCCUCGAUCCUGAUUCCCCUUUACACACUCUUCAAAUGCCUCCUGACAUUUUCGGUAAGCUCGAACGCGCCAUGUCGUUGUUGGAUAAACGCAUAACAGCCAUCCGCAAGCAGACCAUCCAGGCCAUGCUCGACGUCUUCCACGACCUGGCCGAACAUCUCGUCACGUCCAUGAUCCUCGGAUCUCUGACGUUCUGUCUCACGCGCGCCGGGCUCUGGCCGCUGCCGGAGGCGGCGGAGGUGGACCACAGCAUCUCCGCGCUCUAUGAGAUCAUGGCCAAUCUCGUCAUCCACGACAUCGGCCAGCCGACCAGGGGAGAUGCGGAUCACAGUAGCUGCAACCCGAGGACGGACAUUAUGAAGAGGAUCAAGGAGACUUUGAGGGAGAUGCCGAAUCCGGUGCUGGACUCCCACGUGAAGGAGCUGGAUAAAAAGAUGGCUAUGAUAAGUCUUUGA